This is a messenger RNA of Penicillium daleae, 1029 nucleotides long. Its product is annotated as RasGEF domain-containing protein. Gene Ontology annotation, biological process: small GTPase-mediated signal transduction. The record is from RefSeq and is a predicted model, not a curated record. Lineage: Eukaryota; Fungi; Ascomycota; Eurotiomycetes; Eurotiales; Aspergillaceae. Gene Ontology annotation, molecular function: guanyl-nucleotide exchange factor activity. The transcript has 4 exons. Bases 1 to 1029 code for a protein of 342 amino acids.
AUGGUGGAUUUGGAGGUUACCCGACAGCUUGAGGACGCAGAUUUAUCGAGUGACAACAACGGCUUUCCUAGCGCCUGGCAUUGUAGAAAGGAAUUAUUGAAGGAUAGCCCAGUAUCCUGGAAAAUUUUCUCAAAGCAUGAAGAAGAUACCGGGGCAGUCACCAUGCAACUCCUGCGGGACAGCUGGAAUAUGUUCAAGGGUCUGGAUCUCCGGGACUGGGCUGAUGAUGUGUUGGCAUUCUCGCUGUUUUCUUUCCUUCGUCAAGUUCCCGAUGAGAUCACCACAUACGAUUCUAUAGUAUCGAACAUUCGAACACACGAUCGGCUCCUUUACGCCAGUCUCCUGCACGGUCUCACACAUGCCAAAGAUCGCAGUCCGUACCAGGCUUUGACACUGGAUACAUCACCUAUUACGGCCCCAGUUAAAGAAUUGCUGUCAAAUCCGACGAACGACAUCAUCUGUCAGUUCGCGGUCCUCGAAACUCGCUACCAGCGAUAUUGCAGAAGUGUAGACCUUGCGAAUGGGUCCUACUUCCAAACCGCCACCGCAUUACUGACCCUUGUAAUCGAUCAGUCUGUAGUCAGUGGCUCGAGAAUCCUGACUCGCGACAUACUACGGUCCUUUCGCCAAAUCAGUCUUGAGGGUGUCUGGAACGAUGGCUGUCAUCUGAAAGCGCUCGCACGUCGAUGGAGCUGCCUCUGCCACGAGGCAGAGGAGAUUGCAGCUUCAGGACAGCUGAACACCAAGCUACUAGGGCUCUCUCAGGAACUCUACAACCACCGAGAUUUUUUCUCGCUUACGGCAAUUUUACGUGGGCUAUCAAACGGAGGCGUCGAGCUGGAACCUGUAUUAUCUGCAUUUCUUGAUGAGAGUCGGAAUUAUGGACAAUAUCGUCUCAAGCUGCACAAGGAACCCUGCCUUCCGUUUAUUUACCCAUUUAUCAAAGACCUGAAGUUGGGAAAUCAUAAGGCUGUACAGGGGAUUUUUGGUUUCCUUUGCUACCAUCAAAUCUUCACACAGGCUAUGUGA